ACAUGUGUAUAAACGCAUACUGUAUACGCCGUACACAGUCUGGGGUAUUAGAUUUUACUUGCUUUGUUCUCCCCUUUCUGAACGCGCGUCAGUGUAUCGGUAUGCGGGAACCAGCCCGGUGCAUCUCCAGUAAGAAACGCUAGCAUACUGCAGGGGAAAACUCCUAAAGGAUAGGUGAAAAAUUACCAAGUCUGGUCUACAAAUGUCUGCAUUAAUAUGCCAGUUUAAGAUCAACAUGUACUCCUUCGCCCGUUAUUUUUGUAGAGUUUUAAAGAGCUCAACAAUGACUAAUUUUAACAUUGUUUCAACGAGAGUCUGCACGAGUCGCGUUGCUGCUGGAACAAAGGAUUCAUGCCUUCACUUCAGCUCGACUUUUGCAAGGCGCAAAAUGUCUUCCCUCCCAACAACUUGCAUUUUCGGCCGGAAAAUUGCUGAAAAUUCUGGAUUUCUCAAACAGAUGACCUUAAGUGAUACCCAAGCUAUCUUCUCCCCCCAAAGUGGAUUUAUAUUUGGAAUUAUUUCUGCUGAAAUCAACCUUCGAAGAGGAGAUGGGCACCUGCUUGAGAACAAAGGAAGUGGAGAGAAAAAAGGGUGUUCAUCCUACUCACACCCAAUCACCAUGGCGAGUGUCGUCUGCUCCAGGGAAUUUGGCGGGAAAGGACCCAUGGAUGACAAAUCAGGCCGGUUCGUGACCAGCUCGACGCCAUGCCAGAGCAGACAGCACGUAUAUUGGCGCCAUGUGAGGAGAUUGAUUUACCGGACGACCAGGGAUUCGAGUAGGUGAUCGACAUGUCACGAUUAAAGAGCGUUGGUCGCUACUCGGUGGAUGACCAAACGAUUGGGAAGGGGAACUUCGCCGUGGUCGAGCUGGCAACGCACACAGUCACCAAAACAAAGGUUGCCUUGAAAGUGAUUGAGAAACGUAAAAUCAGCAAGCCCUAUGUGAAAAAGAAUUUGACCAGGGAGGCGAGGAUCAUGUCACAACUCAGACACCCAAACAUCGUAAGACUCUAUGAAACUAUCACGUCACCUCAACUAUAUUGCUUGGUCAUGGAAUACGUACCUGGUGGUGACCUUUUGACCCUUGUACGGGGUCAACAGGGAGGUCGAUUAAAAGAGGGCGUAGCUAGGAGGUUCAUUCGUCAGCUGGUCUCUGCACUCCAUCACAUGCACGAACAGGGCAUCGUUCACAGAGAUCUGAAGAUGGAGAAUAUCAUGAUGGACAAGAAACGAGAGAAUGUGAAAAUAAUAGAUUUUGGUCUUAGCAAUCAAUGCGGACCUGACGAACUCUUCAAGACACAUUGUGGGUCGCCCGAGUAUGCCGCCCCUGAGCUUUACAUUGCUGGUAGAGACUACGGUCCGGAAGUCGAUAUAUGGAGCUUAGGUGUGAACAUGUUUGCCAUGGUAACGGGUAAACUUCCCUUCACCACGCCCCAUUCGGAGAAUAGAAGGCAACAUCUACUCCUUCAGAUCAGGAAAGGUUUGAAAGGGGUUCAUGAUAAAGAGAUGGCCCACCUUACUGACGAUUGCAAAGAUAUGCUGCAUGGGUGCAUUGAGCCGGUCCCUGAAGAUCGACUUCCAAUUCUAGAUAUAGAACACCACGCCUGGAUCACAUGUGAAGGCCAAGAACCGUUCUGUCCGUUCCAGGCCCCGGUCCAGGACCUGAAGUUGAGGGCAGAGGUGAUUGAGGAAAUGGCUAUACGUCUCAAAGUCCAACCGGAAAAGAUCCAGGAUGUUGUCCAAGAGAACAAACUGGACGAUGUGAGUGCCAUCUUUAAUAUCCUCCUAGAGGAACAUUUGAUCAAGCAAGGUUUGUGGAGAGGCGAUCAUACCAGACCUCCAACGUCAUCUGAGAGUGUACAGACGAGAACAGGUAGACGAGACAGUAGUCGAGCUUCCAGUACCAGACCCGGUAGCGCUUACGCAGAUUCUAUAGAAGGUGUAAGAACGCCCUCUGUCGUCACUAUGGUGCGUCCUAGCUUAAAAUCACCUGAAAGGAAAAAUAAGAAGGUAGUAGAUUUUGAACUGGACGUUGUUGAACAGGAGCCAGCAUCUUGGGCAGAAAGAACUGGAAUGCAACGUGACCUACCACCGCCAUGGGCAAAGAAAACCCGCCCACUUGGAAAUGCCACGACUGCAAACCGCGUCAAGGCAAGGACGUCCUAUCGUGCAAAUACUCCUGGAACAGACCUGCCGACCUCUGACCAAGAAUACACCUACGCUCACACUGAUCUUCUACACGCAUCAACCAUCCAUAUCCUUGUACCAACCCCGUCUUUCGAGAGUCAGUCUCCAAGCCAAGCUGACAUGGACGACAACAACCAGUCUAAAGACCUAAGGGCAAGAUCGCCGACGAAGGGUUCUAUGAGAAAUGGGCGAAAGCCACGAGAUGGGGCUGGAAAGAUGCAGAAGACGCUUAAACAAAUCACCAAUGUCCGUGUUUCGUUCUUUGGAUCGACUCUAGAGAAGGAUGGUGUCUUGCAGAAAGAGCAAAAGCAAGCACUGAAAGAGAAGAAGAAUCCUUGUUCAGAUGGGGAGACUACUGCUGGUGCACGGGAGGUGAACGUUGUCGAUAUGUCAAAUAAUUUUACUGGAAAACAUCACAACUACCAUGGGUACCACGUCGAGGAGACGCCAAUAACUACAGAUGAUGAAGCUUCAGAGACACGCACGAAAUCAGCCGAUGCGGGUAAAGACAAGUCAAGGGAUGUUCGGCUUUGUGUUGCCCAUCGGGAAUUCUUACAAGAGGGCCAAGUUCCACCGAAUGGCAGACCCGUGGCCACGCCCUACAGCAUGCCAAGAUCACGUGACGCCGAUAACGAACUCGUGCUUAGUAGAAAACUGUAUCCGCCUGCGCAAGAAACUAACGAACAUACAGCUAGUAGUGAGGGUGUGACUCCUCCGACGCCGCUGUCGUCAAAGGAAGACUCAUGUAGAUAUAUCUCAAGUUCCAAAAAGAAGGAGAGGUCUACAGUGAAUUCAGCAAGCGCUGGAUCAUCUUCACACGUCAUUUCUCCACGCUCUCUUCUUCAUCCUUCGAUCGCGUCCAUACAUGGCAAGAAAGAAACAGCCGCAAUUCUGAGUAAUAUUACUUUCAUACGAUGCUCUGAAGACAACGGAGGUCCUUUCAUGAGAGUGUCGAAGAAUGACUCUCCAUUGAAAGCAAAUAUCCAAGGAAAGAAGAAGAAACGAGAAAAUGACGCGACAGCUGUGAGUUGUAGGUCACCAGAGCAACAGGUCUGUAGGAGGACUACGGUUCAACUGACUGAUCGAGAAGUCAGAGGACAGAAGUUCAAAAUGUAUGAUGAGGUUCCGCAAAAGGCACUUCAAAAACGACCCAUCAGACGAACUCCCGAUAAUUCUCCCCGACAUAGCGCCAAUAUUCAGCACCGUGGUUAUCGCUCGGCUCGAGUUAGUGCCCACGUCCUCCCAGCAGAAGGUGCACCAUCAAAAUUCAUCCAGAAAUUUGGCGCCAAUCGGAUGAUGCAGGGCGGCAAGGACGGCCAUCGGUAUUGCCGGGUUCCAAAGUUUGGUUUGCAUGGCAACGGCAGCUUCACAGAAGAGCAAUCAGGAGGAUUCUGGUGGAGACAUCGUCAAGUCCGUUCAGCGUCAUUUCAAUCAACGUCACAAAGCCCAGAGACGGUCACCAGCCUAUGAGAUGUAUACACGAUUCAUCCCAAUACAGAUAUGCACAGAGACUGGCAAAGAAAAGGGUAUGAUCCGGCCAAACAGCAGCCCAGUUCCCCGGCUGAACUCUCCCAAGGAGACCGUCUUCAAUAUCAUGGAGACCCUGCCCUCUCAU
This is a messenger RNA of Lytechinus variegatus (green sea urchin), 3802 nucleotides long. RefSeq names its product MAP/microtubule affinity-regulating kinase 4-like. Gene Ontology annotation, molecular function: protein serine/threonine kinase activity; ATP binding. Gene Ontology annotation, biological process: intracellular signal transduction; protein phosphorylation. The transcript has 17 exons. Gene Ontology annotation, cellular component: cytoplasm. The coding region runs from base 790 to 3657 and encodes 955 amino acids. Lineage: Eukaryota; Metazoa; Echinodermata; Echinoidea; Temnopleuroida; Toxopneustidae. The record is from RefSeq and is a predicted model, not a curated record.